Messenger RNA from Panthera uncia (snow leopard), 905 nucleotides. RefSeq names its product mitochondrial ribosomal protein L32 (gene MRPL32). Gene Ontology annotation, cellular component: mitochondrial large ribosomal subunit. The coding region runs from base 57 to 623 and encodes 188 amino acids. Gene Ontology annotation, molecular function: structural constituent of ribosome. The transcript has 3 exons. The record is from RefSeq and is a predicted model, not a curated record. Lineage: Eukaryota; Metazoa; Chordata; Mammalia; Carnivora; Felidae. Gene Ontology annotation, biological process: translation.
CUCGACAUGGGGCCGGGAGCCAAUAGCCAGGUGGGAGUGGUCUUCAGGCGAGGAAGAUGGCGUCGGCCAUGCUGGUCCUGGCGGUUCCUCCGUGGCCGGCAGCCCGGGGACUCCUCCAGAACUGUUGGGAACGACUGCAACGGAAACUUUGGCAGAGCUGGCGAGGCUUUCCCAGUUCCCCGUGGGGACCAGCAUUAGCGGUCCAAGGUCCAGCAGUAUUUACAGAACCAGCAAAUGAUACUAAUGGAAGUAAGGAGAUCUCCAGCCUUUUGGAUAGUAUUUUUUGGAUGGCAGCUCCUAAAAACAGACGCAGCAUUGAAGUUAACCGCUGUAGGAGAAGAAACCCUCAGAAGCUUAUUAAAGUUAAGAACAAUAUUGACGUGUGUCCUGAAUGUGGUCACCUGAAACUGAAGCACGUCCUUUGUGGCUAUUGCUAUGAGAAGGUGUGCAAGGAGACGGCAGAAAUCAGAAGACAGAUAGGGAAACAAGAAGGGGGACCUUUCAAGGCUCCUCCUGUGGAGACUGUGGUGCUGUACACAGGAGAGGCACCAUCUGAACAAGAUCAGGGUAAGAGAAUCAUUGAACGAGACAGGAAGCGACCGUCCUGGUUCACCCAGCAUUAAGACCAAAAGUAUUCGAGGAGGAUAACUUCAUAUAAAACACUUGUCCUGGAAGAAAGGAAGAUGCUUUGUUUUCAUGUUGAUUUUAUGCUUGUUUUAAAAUCACCAGUAUAGUUUAAAACAUUCUCUCAAAGCAGUUACUUUUAUGUGGGUUAAUUUGAAGAAUAUACCAGGAGUAAACUCUGAAAAUGCUUGUUUAUGCAGAGGCACAAUGGAUUAAUAUGUGCAUUUCUGUUACACUGUAAGGUUUUGAGUAAACCUAACAUUUCUAGUACAGAAAAAUAA